Molecule: messenger RNA, 8204 nt
Organism: Ostrinia nubilalis (European corn borer)
Lineage: Eukaryota; Metazoa; Arthropoda; Insecta; Lepidoptera; Crambidae
Gene: Nipped-B
Product: nipped-B protein
Exons: 29
Biological process (GO): regulation of gene expression; establishment of mitotic sister chromatid cohesion; replication-born double-strand break repair via sister chromatid exchange
Cellular component (GO): Scc2-Scc4 cohesin loading complex
Molecular function (GO): chromatin binding
Source: RefSeq, a predicted model, not a curated record
ACCUGUGGUAACAUCGUCACAAUUUCUUGAUUACCUAAAUGUUGGGAUUAUGUUUGAUUUGCCCUGGAUAAAUAAAAUAGAAAUAUCUAACAUAAUGUUAAAGAGAGUUUUGGCGGAAUUUGACAAAUAAAUUUUUGUUAUUUAUUGAUAUAAUACAAUCAAAAUGAAUGAAAGGGAUAUACCAAGUGUCCCUAUUACAACAUUAGCAGGAGUAGCCAGCUUGACAGACCUUCUACCAGUGUUACCACUUCCAACACCUUUGCCAUCAACGUUAAAUAAUAAAUCUCAACUGUUUCAUCCAAGAGUUGCUGAAGAGGCUGCAAUAUUGCUAGCAACUCGUGAUGAUAACUUGGUGUCACUGCUCUUGCAAUCUCUUAUGCAAACCUCUGUACAGCACAUUGAUUUAAAAGAUGAGAGUAUACCAAAUGCAGUGAGUCCUGCUCCUCAACAAUCCACACCAGAAUUGCUGAAAGCGAUCUUAAAUGUUAAUCCUAAUGUGUUUGAUCAGCAGCAAAGAAAUCAUUGGGGCAACAACCAUUUACAUGCAGCAAAAUUUAAUGGCAUGUCGCCAUCUGAUUCAUACAACUAUGCCUCACACAACACUGUUAAUUCAAGUCCAUCAACACAUGGAACUACAGUGCACCAACCGACCAUUCCAAACCAGCAACUCCUGGCAACACCUUGUCAAUCAUCACCACAUGUCAAUAUGGGAUCCCCUCCCUCUCAGUCUAGACCUGGCAACCAAGUUAACAUCACUGAACAGAAUAAUGUAUCUCCUUUGUGGAACAGUGGGAAUUCCUCCAACACAUACACAAGUCCAUUAGCAAACACCAUGACCCCUAAUUCACAAAAUGGUGGAUUCUAUAAUAGUCUAACACAGGACUCCAGGAAUUUUGGGACAAAUUUGAACGAAGAUAAAGAUCCUCUUUCUAUGUCGCCUGGAAAUCAACCUGAUCAACAAAGACUGCACAUGCAAUCCCAAGAGAAGCCUUUUGAGCAAGAUGGGAACGUGGUCACCGGUCAGUCGCCGGCGCAGGCGAGCGUGGCUCCGUCGCCGCUGCGGCAAGAGCCGCACGUGCCGCAGCCGUCGAUGGGCGCGCCCUACGCGCCGCCCGCGCAGCCCGACAAGCAGGAGCCUAACAAGAGCACCGGCGCCAACAACAGAUACCCUGUGGUCAAGAUUGGAAGGCUUUCGGAGGGACUUUUGAAGAAGCAUGAACCACCUAGUGAUGAGAGAACUCGUAAAAAUAGUACACUCGAGUCGGACUCUGAUGAUAAUGCGCCACUAAAAGCUAAAUCGAGCAGUGCAACACCCACUGUAGACAAAGAGAGAGAAGCAAUAGAUAUAGCUAGAGAAAAAAAUUGGGAAGCAGUGAAAAGAAAACACGAAGAAGCCAGUAAGAAAGAAGAAGCUGAAGCUGCUAUUGUUCGCCCAAAAUUGCGUAAAGUCGAAAGAAGAUUAGUACCUGUACUAGAAAUGUUAUCUGUUGACGAAUUAAUGGAGACAAAUACGUAUCAGCGUUUUAAUAAAUUAAUCGAAACAGUAUUUGAAACUAUUGACGAUGACGUUAUCAUUACUGAUGAAAUGGAAGGGACAGAUAUCCCUGAAGAACUUUUACUACCGCGUUAUCAACUUCAAGAGCUGUGUUCUGAGGCAGCUAAACUAAAGAAUCUUGGUGCUAUGGAAGCAAUUCCUUCAGACAGAUUAGUUCGCUUACUGAAUAUAUUGGAGAAGAAUAUUAGAGCUGCGGAAAAAAUGUCGUUAGUUGGCGAUCCGGAUGACAGUGAAGAGAUGCGACAAAUAUGGAUAGAAUCAGCUCAAGAGAGAGUUAUGUGCGCAUCGGACGCGUGUCUGACUUCUUUAUACAUAAUGACCUCACCGAGUAUGCCUAAGCGCGUUUUUCUAGAAGAUGUUAUAGAUAGAAUCAUUAUGUUCAUUAAAUUUCAACUCAAUAACACAAUAUACUGUGUGUACGAUCCUGUAUAUAGCAUCCAGACCACCUCCAAAAAGAAAGUGGACGGUCGGAAGAGGCGGGGCGGGGGCGCGGGCAACGCGACGCGGCGCGGCGGCGGCGGCGGCGGCGGCUCCACGCGCGCGGUUCGCGAGUUGUACACUCACGCGCACGAGUGCGUGACGUUGUUGGCUGAGCUACUGGCGGCGCAUCACCUCACCGACACUACGGUGCUGCACGCGUCUACAGUGGGCGUGUCGCCGUUCUUCGUGGAGAACGUCAGCGAGCUGCAGCUGUCGGCGCUGAAACUCGUCACUACGGUGAGUUUGUGCUACGAAGUGUACGAGUGCGUCACGCUACUAGCUGAGCUGCUGGCGGCGCACCACCUCACCGACACCACGGUGCUGCACGCGUCUACAGUGGGCGUGUCGCCGUUCUUCGUGGAGAACGUCAGCGAGCUGCAGCUGUCGGCGCUGAAACUCGUCACUACGGUGAGUUUGUGCUACGAAGUGUACGAGUGCGUCACGCUACUAGCUGAGCUGCUGGCGGCGCACCACCUCACCGACACCACGGUGCUGCACGCGUCUACAGUGGGCGUGUCGCCGUUCUUCGUGGAGAACGUCAGCGAGCUGCAGCUGUCGGCGCUGAAGCUCGUCACUACGGUGAGUUUGUGCUACGUAGUGUACGAGUGCGUCACGCUACUAGCCGAGAUACUGGCGGCGCAUCACUUCACCGACACUACGGUGCUGCACGCGUCUACAGUGGGCGUGUCGCCGUUCUUCGUGGAGAACGUCAGCGAGCUGCAGCUGUCGGCGCUGAAACUCGUCACUACGGUGAGUUUGUGCUACGAAGUGUACGAGUGCGUCACGCUACUAGCUGAGCUGCUGGCGGCGCACCACCUCACCGACACCACGGUGCUGCACGCGUCUACAGUGGGCGUGUCGCCGUUCUUCGUGGAGAACGUCAGCGAGCUGCAGCUGUCGGCGCUGAAACUCGUCACUACGGUGAGUUUGUGCUACGAAGUGUACGAGUGCGUCACGCUACUAGCUGAGCUGCUGGCGGCGCACCACCUCACCGACACCACGGUGCUGCACGCGUCUACAGUGGGCGUGUCGCCGUUCUUCGUGGAGAACGUCAGCGAGCUGCAGCUGUCGGCGCUGAAGCUCGUCACUACGAUAUUCACCAAAUACGAGCAACACCGACGGCUUUUGUUAGAAGACAUACUGGCGUCGAUAGCUCGUAUACCUAGCUCGAAGCACAACUUACGAUCAUUCCAGUUGAGUUCAGAUCAACACAUACAAAUGCUCACGGCUCUCGUACUGCAGCUGGUGCAGUGUGUCGUCACCCUGCCGGAGUCCAUGUGCAAGUCUCAGGAUAAAGAUAAGGAACAUCCUGAAUCUGAGAGCAAGAAACACGUCGACAAAGAUCUACUCAUAAUUUCGAAGUAUGAAGCGGCGAUCAGUGUGGGCGGCACGUUCCUGACGUCGUUCCUCAACAAGUGCCGCAGCCGCUCCGAGGAGGUGGACUUCCGGCCCCUGUUCGAGAACUUCGUGCACGAUCUGCUCACCACCGUCAACAAACCAGAAUGGCCCGCUACUGAGUUGCUGCUCAGCCUUCUUGGAACUAUGCUAGUGAAAUACAUGUCGGACAAAUCCAUGGAGAUGCCGGUGCGCGUAGCGUCACUUGAGUACCUGGGGCUGGUGGCGGCGCGGCUGCGGCGCGACAGCGUGCACUCGCGCGCCAAGCUCGCCACCAUGGACGCCGUCGUGCGCGACAUCCGCGCCGAGGAGGAGAAGGACGGCAACCAGACGCAGGUAACUUGCAGUCUGCACCUUAUGGCGCAGGAGACAGGACCAGUAGUCCACUACAUAACGCUGCGGCGCGACAGCGUGCACUCGCGCGCCAAGCUCGCCACCAUGGACGCCGUCGUGCGCGACAUCCGCGCCGAGGAGGAGAAGGACGGCAACCAGACGCAGGUAACUUGCACUCUGCGCCUUAUGGCGCAGGAGACAGGACCAGUAGUCCACUACAUAACGCUGCGGCGCGACAGCGUGCACUCGCGCGCCAAGCUCGCCACCAUGGACGCCGUCGUGCGCGACAUCCGCGCCGAGGAGGAGAAAAGGACGGAGCCAGGACCAGUAGUCCACUACACAACGCUGCGGCGCGACAGCGUGCACUCGCGCGCCAAGCUCGCCACCAUGGACGCCGUCGUGCGCGACAUCCGCGCCGAGGAGGAGAAAAGGACGGAGCCAGGACCAGUAGUCCACUACACAACGCUGCGGCGCGACAGCGUGCACUCGCGCGCCAAGCUCGCCACCAUGGACGCCGUCGUGCGCGACAUCCGCGCCGAGGAGGAGAAGGACGGCAACCAGACGCAGAUCAUUCCUACAUCUGGUAGGCGGUCGUUGGACGCUUCGCGCGCCGGCGAUGCGUGGUCACAAGACUAUUCUGCCCUAGCUGCCGCCCGUUCGGGUAUUACGUCAGGACUCGAUGAAGACGAAGAAAGAACGGAAUUUUUACAACGAGUCUUACUUGAUUACCUCGCCAUCAACGGACAAAAGGACCAGGCAUGGAAUUGUGCGCGACAUUUCUACAUCACCCAGUGGUACAGAGACAUGGUUGUGCAACCUAAAAGUUCGUCUCCUACUAAAAGGCCGAAAAACAAAUCUAAAAAGCGCUACAAAGACGAAAGCAGCGAGGAAGAAUCUGAACCCGACGACGACAGCGACAAAGAAACCAAGGAGAAGAAACAAACUAUAAGCGCGGUUAUAUCGGCGGAGAAGUUCAAGACCAACGAGAGGCGGAAGCAUUUCUUUCUGGAGAAGAUUCGACCGUUCCGAUAUCAAGGCGGCACUCAAGUACAAGUGAUGCAGUCGUACAUAGACUACGGUGGUGCCGAGUUAAUAUCUCAAUAUCUCGCCUCGAAGAGGUCUUUUUCGCAAAGUUUCGAUAGAUAUCUGCGAAAGAUUCUAGUGAUAUUGUGCGAGAAUACGAUAGCGAUUCGGACUAAAGCUAUGAAAUGUUUAGCGAUGAUUGUGGAAGCGGACCCGGCGGUGCUGGCGAGGCCGGACAUGCAGAUCGGCGUCAACCGCUCGUUCCUCGACCAGUCCACCGCCGUGCGCGAAGCGGCCGUCGACCUCGUGGGCAAGUUCGUCCUCAGCCGCCCCGAUCUCAUUGACAAGUAUUAUGGAAUGCUCUCAAAUAGAAUUCUUGAUACGGGUGUGUCUGUUCGGAAACGUGUGAUAAAAAUCCUCAAAGACAUUUGUAUAGAGUGCCCCGAGUUUCCGAAAAUACCUGAAAUCUGCGUGAAGAUGAUCAGGCGAGUGAAUGAUGAGGAGGGCAUUAGGAAGUUAGUGAUGGAGGUGUUUCAAAACAUGUGGUUCAGUCCGUGCGCUAACUCGACACGGCUCGGCGCGCUCGAUAUGACCGCGGCCACCGCUGAUCCGCUGACCAGGAAAGUCCUCAACAUCACAGACGUCGUCAUAUCCUCAAGGGAUAUGGGCCUCGAGUGGUUCCAGCAGUUAUUGACGAGCUUAUUCAAGCCAAAAGAAGACAAGGAAGAUUCAACAAAAAUUAUUUAUCAACCUCCAAAGUCACUUUUGGUCGCGUGUCAACAAAUUGUGGACUGCUUGAUCGAAAAUUUACUACAGCUAGAAGAAUCGAGUGUUGAGGGUAAGGAAUAUAAAAUGAGAAUGUUAUUAAUUAAGCUGUAUAUGAAUCUAUAAACCAACCCAUUUUUUGUUUCAGGAUCUGCGUCAUCUCAACGCAUAUUAGCGUGCCUUUCAACUCUACAUUUAUUUGCAAAAAUUAGGCCUCAAUUGCUAGUUAAUCACGCGUUAACCUUGCAGCCGUACCUGAGUUUAAAAUGUCAGAAUCAAUAUGAGCAACAAAUAAUGUCGACUGUGGCGUCGACUCUCGAGUUGGUGGUACCGCUAAUGGAGCACCCUAGCGAGACGUUCCUCGCUCAACUGGAGGAGGACGCGGUGAAGCUGAUCCUGCAGCGCGGACAGCUCGUCAUCGCCUCGUGUAUAGCGCUGUUAGCGGCCAUCGUCAACAACCUGACGCACAAUUACAAGCUUAUUAGGGACGUUUUUAAUAAAUAUCACGGGGUGCUGCUACAGUGGAAGCACAGCUGGCAGCGCAACCCGGACGCGACGCGCGCGCACCACACGCGGCCGCACUUCCGCCGCGCGCUGUUCAUCGUGGGGCUGCUGCUGCGCUACUUCGAGUUCACCGAGGCCAGGGUCAUUGAGGGGCUGCCGAACGACAUAAAAGAGCAAGUGUUCUCCACAAUGAUGUUCUUCGUAAGCCUGGAAGACGAAGACUUCGUUUCGCACACGCUCAAAGCGCUCGGCUCGAUAUGCGUGCGGCACUACGAGUUUAUGCUGCGGCCGGAGCUCAAGGACUUCUACCAUCAGCUGCUGACGGCCGACCUCGCGCCCAUCGAGAUGAAGGCCGACGUGCUGAGGAAUAUUGAGAUGUACUUGCAGGAGGAGGAGCAGAGGAUGAUACGACAGGAUAAGGAAUGGUCAAAGCGAUCGAAGCACGAGAACCUCAAAGAGAUGGGCGACGUGUCGUCGGGCAUGGCGUCGACGGUGAUCCAGCUGUACCUGAAGGAGAUCCUGGGCUCGUUCCUGCACAACAGCACCGUGGUGCGCUCCAGCGCCAUGAAGGUCGUGCAGCUAGUUCUGGCUCAAGGCUUGGUGCACCCUGUACAGAUUGUUCCAUAUUUAAUAUGUAUGAGUACAGACAUAGAAGUUACCGUGUCACACACGGCAGAUAAGAAUCUUCAAGAUAUAGAUAAGAAAUAUCCUGGGUUUAUUCACAUGAAAGCGCAGCUGGGUAUCAAAUUAUCAUAUCAAUUGCAGAAAAUUCUACAAACGAAUAAGAAAAACGUUGUUAUUCGAGGAUUUAGGAAAAAAGAGCAAGAUGAUUUGCCUUCUGCGUUGAAUGGUUUUCUAUAUUCAUUACUGCGGAAUACGCGACCUCAAAGGAGAGCAUUAGUAUUGUCGUUAUUGAAACAAUUCGACGAUGUUUCCACUGCCCCCCUGGAUCAAAUGUUGUACCUGGCCGAUAACCUUAGUUACUUUCCAUAUCAAGUCCAAGACGAACCCUUGUUUAUAAUACAUCACAUCGAUAUAAUCAUCUCAACAUCAGGAUCAAAUCUACUGCAGCUUUUUCGUGAGGGCUUAAUAAAAACAAACACAGAAGAGAGGGAGCCACUAGACGAGGAAGAAGACGAAGAAGAAGCCGAGACGCUGAUGAGCCGACUGCCGGAGAGCACGCGGCCGCUGCGGGACGCCAUGCGCCAGGCGCGCGGCUGCCUGCUGCUGCUGGUGCUCAAGCAGCACCUCAAGCAGCUCUACGGGUUCACUGACGCUAAAAUAAACCAGUAUUCGCCGUCGGAGAGCGUGAAGGUGUACGAGAAGGCGGUGUCGCGGCGGCUGGCGCCGGUGUUCGAGCCCAAGGCCACCAUGGCGCAGCUGCGCGACGCCGACGACGACGACGAGCUCGACGAGCGCGGCCGACGCCGCCUCGUCGACGACUACUUAGAGUUCAAGCAGCUAAUGCUGAAGUUCGACCCCGAGGAGGAGGAGGACGAGGAGAGCCCGGCGGGCGCGGCGCCCAGCGCGGCCGACGCGCCGCCGCCGCCGCCGCCGCCCACGUAGCGCCCGGCCCCGCCCCGCAUGUACAGUACUUAGGACCCGCUCCGCCGCUCCGACCCGCUCGAUCGACCCGCGACCGGCGUCGGGCACACUUUGUUUUCCCCCAGAUAGUUCUAUGCUAGAGUUGCGUAUUAUUUAUUGCGAGCCGACGCCGGCGGAGCGGGCGGCGCCGGCCCGUGCGACCGCGACGCGCGCUCGUCGAUCUUAAAUUCUAUAAAUAAGUUAUAUUUGAGAAACAUGAUUUUGUUUUUAUAUUAAAGUCUUGUGUGUAGAUAAUUUUUAUGAAGAAUAUAAAAUAUAUGUACCUACUCUGUUUUGAAUUUUCCGAAUGCUAUCUUUCUGUUAUGCGUUGUUUGAUCGUAGAGCGUCGCGAUUCGAUCGAAGCGUAGAGCGAUGUGCCGAACGCGUGUAUGAUACUUGUGUGCGCGCCAGACUUGUCAGAUAUUCACGUAAAGUUUUGUACAUACUGGGAUCUAUGUAAAAUUAAAUAAUGAAUUAUUUAUGUUGACAUUAGAGGGUACUGCAAUAAACUGCAUUUCUUAUGAUUAAGAAAGAAUUAAAGUUACAAGGCUAGAUUUUUACAAAA